Molecule: messenger RNA, 2139 nt
Organism: Guillardia theta CCMP2712
Lineage: Eukaryota; Cryptophyceae; Pyrenomonadales; Geminigeraceae
Exons: 9
Coding region: 1-2139 (712 amino acids)
Biological process (GO): GPI anchor biosynthetic process
Cellular component (GO): endoplasmic reticulum; membrane
Source: RefSeq, a predicted model, not a curated record
AUGGAGACUGUGAGGAGGAAGAAGUCCGACGUGACUCGGAUCUUCUGGCCCAAGGAGAGCGCAGAGCAGGGAAUGGGGCUGCUGGUAGGAUGGAACGUCCAUUCUUUCACUGCCUGCGUCGCCCUGGUCGUAAGGGACGUGCACCUGUCUCUGUUGAGCAAGGCGUUGCUGGUCAUGGCGCGCUCCUCCCGUUACUCGCACCUCUUCUUCGAGUGUGGGGGGCCGCCAGGCCUGCUAGGGGAGUACAAGGGGGAGGGAGGGGCGAGGAGACAGUCCCACUCGAUCAAGCUCAUCAGGCAGACGGCAAACUUCUGGCUGACGUUGGACAAGCACCUGAACCGACCUCGGCUCUGUGACAUUCACUGCUGCGGCUUCCGCUACAGCCAUGCCUCUGACUUCGAGAAGGCGCUGAUGCAGAUCAACGAGUCCUUCCUGGUUGAGCAGGUGCUGACGGAAGUGAUCGGGAGGCUCCAGAGCGGCUCGCUUCCCUCCCUGCUCCUGCGGGAGGUUGGGACGUGGGAGCUGGAGGCUCGGGCAGAGACAGUAGCAAUGAGCCCCAACACACACGGGCUGCUGCAGUACCCGAGGGUUGAAACCAUGCCCUUCAAGCAGGUCGCUCCAGGCAGCGGUGGCGGCGGUAGUGGCAGGCAGGGAAGCAGCGUCGUUAUGAUGCUAUGGGCGCCGGUGGAGCUUCUGAACGAGCUGGCGGGGAACAUCGGGUACGCAGGGGUCACCGGGAUCAUACACGGGAUCUGCAUCGCGAUGCUCGUGUUCAAGCUCUGGCUGUCGCUCCUUCACCGCACCCUCGACCUUCCCAUCCUCCCCUGCUGGAUGCUUGCCGGUUUCGAUGUGAACAGCGGGAAUGUGAACAGGAAGGGAGACAACUACGUCCGUAUCCGACAGAUCUCCGCCCUCGGCCGACAGCUUCACCAGCGCAUUGAGCUGCUCGCUGCCUCUCCUAUCAUGUCGCCAUCUGCAUGGACCCUGUUGCAGGUGUGCAUGGUCGGAUUUGACCUCCUCCUCGGCCUCGCCUCCUGCUACUACAGCCUUACGCAUGCUCGAGAGCUCCUGGAGUCGACCGCCGCCAUGGCGGAGUGGCAGAGCCACGUCAUUCUGCAGGGGAUCCGUUGGCUCAUGGGAGUCCCAGCUGGACUCAAGCUGAAUGACAACCUCGACUACUGCAUCGGAAACCUGUGCAUCCUUGGGGUCGAGUGCUACAAAGUCAUGUUCAGCUGGACUUCAGGUCUGCGCCCUUGGCUCCUGCUGGUGACGGCAGUGUCGGGAGUUUUCGGCAUGUCAAUCAUGCUCUCGCUCAUCUCCGACCUGAUCUCCUUCUUCACCUUCCACGUCUACUUGUUCUACUCGCUCUCGGCCCGCUGGCAUGGCGUGCAGACGCGGGUGCUAUCGUCGCUGUGGCGGCUCUUCCGGGGGAAGAAGAAGAACGUCCUGAGGGGGAGGAUAGACGCCUGCGACUACUCGCUGGACCAGCUGCUCCUUGGGACCAUGCUCUUCACCCUGCUGGUUUUCCUCUUCCCAACUACCUUCGUCUACUACCUCUUCUUCUUCCUCCUGAACUUCACCGUCAGCGUCGUCCAGACUGCCAUCCGUCUUAUCGUCUCUGUCCUCAAUCACUUUCCCCUCUUCUCCGUCCUCCUUCGCCUCCUCGACCCUUCCCAUCUCCCAGGAGGCGCUCGGCUCGAACUUCUCAGGUACCCGGACCACGUGAAGGGGCUGGGAGCGAAAGAGGAGGAAGAAACUAGUCAGUCCUCCCCGCUCCUUCAUCUCCUCCCCAAGGUCCUGUCCAAGUUCUUGCCGCUGCAUCUGGAGCCCGAGAAAGUGCCCGCAGCGUCUGUUCUCUCCUCCUUCUCCGAGGAGCAGGUGGGGAUGAACAAGAGCUCCAGCAUGCCCGACCUCUCCCUCCCCGGCGGCUCCUUCGACCUGGGCUCGCAUGCUCGUGGGAGCGGCUUCACGUCGGAGAGCUGGAGAGACGAGCAACCGUCGCCGCUGCGGGCGAACGAGAGGAAGCGAUCGUCGCUGGUGGGGAGGUCGAGCUACUUCACGCUUCAGAAUCGAGCUCUACCUGUGAACUUCCUCUUUCAGAAGCACAUGACGAGAAUCGCUGCCGUCAUCUCACAGUAA